This is a messenger RNA of Hypoxylon fragiforme, 722 nucleotides long. RefSeq lists its product as uncharacterized. The transcript has 3 exons. Bases 203 to 526 code for a protein of 107 amino acids. The record is from RefSeq and is a predicted model, not a curated record. Lineage: Eukaryota; Fungi; Ascomycota; Sordariomycetes; Xylariales; Hypoxylaceae.
UUUUCUUCUUCAUUCCGUUCUUACACAUUAAAACAUUCGCCUCGUAUCCUCUUCAUUCCAUUUCUUUGCUUUGCUUCGAUUAUUUUUGGUGGCUGGACCUCCGCUUUUACCAACAUUCAUUAUUCAGCUUGAUUCAUUCAGAGGACGUCCGAGACUCCCAAUUCAGCCCUUCGUACUAUUUACACUUUUUCAACCAGUCAACAUGAAGUUCCUUAACAUCCUCCUCCUUGCCGCCUCGGCCUCCGCUUUGGUCCUGCCUCGUCACCACGCUGGCCAGAAGGCUAACGGUGGCAACGCGAACGGCAACAAUGCCGUAGCAAAUGCAGCAGCUGGCAACAACAAUGCCAACAACGGCAACGCAGCCAAUGCCGCUAAGGCAAACACCAACAACGCCGCUAACGCCAACGCCAACGCCAACGCCGCCAACACCAAUGCCGCCUGCAACAACAACAAUAAGCGACACCACGCCGGGCAGAAGGCAAAUGGCGGCAACAAUGCUGCUGCCGCUGCUGACAACUGCAACUAAGAACUGGCUGUCUUACACAUUAUUCGGUACUGGGAACGCGAGGAACAGGAUUAUAUAGGGGCUUGCAAUUGUGCCCACCAUGGGCCGGCCCUUGGUUGUCAACUUACGAAUGACACCGUCUCAUCAGAUUGUUGGAUAAUAGCGCAAAGUAGCAGAGUGUAUAGAAUAUGGAAUGAAAUCGGAUUAUGAGCAAAUA